AUGGCAUUACUGGAUGAACAAGUGAAAUCCGAGCUUACCAAAAUGCAAGCCUUCAUUGAAAAGGAAGCAAAGGAAAAGGCAAAAGAGAUCAGGUUGAAAGCGGAUGAGGAAUACGAAAUUGAAAAAGCGUCAACCGUAAGAUUGGAAACGUCUGCCAUUGAUGCCACCUAUGAACAAAAAUUGAAAAAGGCAAGCUUGGCCCAACAAAUUACUAAAUCGACAAUUGGCAACAAGACCAGAUUGAAGAUUCUUGGUGAAAAGGACCAAAUUUUGAAUCAGAUAUUUGAGGAAGCUGAGAAAGAGUUGCAUAACAUCACCAAGGACAAGGCCAAGUAUAAGCCUGUCUUGGUUGGAUUGAUUGAAGAAGGGAUCUUGACCUUGUUGGAAGGUAAGGUGAGUGUCAAAGUGAGAGAAGCUGAUGUUGAACUUGCGAAAGAAGCCGCAAAGGAAGCCUCCAAGAACUAUGAAGAGAAGGCUAAGCAAAAAGUUGAUGUAACUGUUGACGAGAAGGAAUUCUUGAGCAAGGAUAUUGCCGGUGGAGUGAUUGUUAUAAAUGGUACUGGCAAGAUUGAAGUUGUCAACACUUUGGAAGAGAGAUUGAAGAUAUUACAAGAAGAAGCGUUGCCUGCUAUUAGACUAGAAUUGUUUGGUCCUUCGCCAACAAGAAAGUUUUUCGAUUAA
Lodderomyces theae is the source of this 681-nucleotide messenger RNA. It is a transcript of the gene VMA4, whose product is annotated as H(+)-transporting V1 sector ATPase subunit E. The record is from RefSeq and is a predicted model, not a curated record. The transcript is spliced from 2 exons. Gene Ontology annotation, cellular component: proton-transporting two-sector ATPase complex, catalytic domain. Gene Ontology annotation, biological process: proton transmembrane transport. The coding region runs from base 1 to 681 and encodes 226 amino acids. Gene Ontology annotation, molecular function: proton-transporting ATPase activity, rotational mechanism. NCBI's taxonomy places the organism in Eukaryota, Fungi, Ascomycota, Pichiomycetes, Serinales, Debaryomycetaceae.